Molecule: messenger RNA, 716 nt
Organism: Rhodotorula graminis WP1
Lineage: Eukaryota; Fungi; Basidiomycota; Microbotryomycetes; Sporidiobolales; Sporidiobolaceae
Exons: 4
Coding region: 1-558 (185 amino acids)
Biological process (GO): protein import into mitochondrial matrix
Cellular component (GO): TIM23 mitochondrial import inner membrane translocase complex
Source: RefSeq, a predicted model, not a curated record
AUGGUGAGCCCCUCGUGCCCUCUCUCAACUCCUGCAGCCCCUCGUCCCGCCCGCCCGCACGCCUCCGCACCACGAGUAAUCGCCCAGGUCGUAAUCCUCGGCUCGCAAAUCCUCGGCAAGGCCUUUGUCCAGGCGUACCGCCAAGCAGCGCGCAACGCCCGCGCCGGCGCAGAAGGCGCAGCAGCAGGCGGUGCCGUCGGCGGCCGCGGCGGCAACGUCGACGCCAUCUCGCGCAACCACGGCAUGACGCUCGACGAGGCGGCCGACAUCCUCAACGUCAAGCGCGGCGGGAUCCAGGCAAAGGAGGAGACCGAGCUGCAGCGCAUGCUCAAGAACUUUGACCACCUGUUCGCGGCCAACAACCCCCUGACGGCCGAGGGCAAGCCUCACUCGUCGCACUACCUCCAGAGCAAGAUUGUGCGCGCAAAGGAGCGGAUAGAGGCCGAGAUGAGCAACGCCAUGAAGGGCGGCGAGGCGGGCGCGGCUGCAGAGGGCGGCGCGGCGGCCGAGGGUCAGGCGGCGGCGACGGCGGGCAAGGAUGUGCCGCCCAAGGCAUGAGACGGCUUCGGGCGGGCUAGAGACGUCGACGACGGGCGGCAGGGGGCGCGCUAGACUGGCUGUACUUGUAGCGACACUAUACCCCUCUCUCUCUCUUCGCUCUCUCCUCCUCCCCUCUCUCUCGUGCACCCAUAGCAGCAACAGCAUCUCUCACUCUC